Messenger RNA from Marchantia polymorpha subsp. ruderalis, 2068 nucleotides. Lineage: Eukaryota; Viridiplantae; Streptophyta; Marchantiopsida; Marchantiales; Marchantiaceae. The record is from the annotation of a GenBank genome assembly.
GUUGGGAACGAAUUUUCUCACUUGAACGACACGAGGAGGUGACCCUCGUCUUGGCGAUUUGGCCUCUGGCGCCUUAUCUCCUUGUCAUGGCUGGUUUGCCAGAAAGUGAUUCUUUGGCUUUCUUCUCACUCUUUGGUUGUCCUCAUUUCGAGCCCUACGUAUACUCACUUGAAAGCGAACUGGUGGCUGCAUUCAGUUUAGAGCAAAGAUGCGUUUGGACAACAAUUACAACAUUUCAAGAAACGCCUUUUGGAGGGAAAACGUGGUCAAUCGGUCGGGGCGAGCGAAGAUGUAUGUGGGUAGGAGAAAUUUCUUAAAUCGGAUGCGUAUGAAGAUCCGUGUUUGGUUGCAUCCGGGUGGGAACUAUAUGAAUGGUUCUUCGGAUAUCACUGUUUCUGUUUCUGUGGUUAGUAUAUGCACUCCAAGCUUACAGGAGAAAAAUCCAGCAGACUUGACUUGGUAUCCCAGUUUCGUGGGCAAGGUAAGCGGUAACGAAAAAUCGGUCAUCCCAGAAAUGCCAUGUGCGCUUGUUCAUACGUUAGCCGAAAAAUGUGCAAUACAUUAAUAUUGAAAAGUUUUGAAACUCGUGGACAAUGGAGGUUGCUUUCCCAUGCAGUUGCUUACUCUCAUAUUUUUAUAACAGAAUAUGCAGUGUAUUUAAACUGUUGGGCUUCGUUGUGGAACAUAAUGAUGUAAUCUAUGCAGGCUGAGCUUUCUAGGUAAGAUCAUUCUCCACUUCCACGUUGUCAUUGCUUCGGCUCCGUACUCGCUUGUGACUCCGUCGGGCUGCAAUGAACACGCAUGCACCACUCGACUGAGAAAGGAGAUGUGGCUCUCUUCUAACUCGUCUUCAAUUGUUAUGUCGUAUUUGCAUGGAUUACAACGUGUUUUAGAAUUUGCAAGUGUGAUGAAGAUUGUUGUGAUUGGAUUCCUGUUUGUUCGGGAAUUAUGCAGACUACAAUAGUGAAUUAUCACGACGGUAACCAGUUGUCACUAGUUUUACGCUUUGUGUUGAGUUUCUCUUGACUUUUCACUUGCCGGCUCUGCUCCAAAUUGCCUUGGUAUGGUUUCCCGUCUUGUGCUUUUAUUCCAUGCGCCCCCUGUUUCUUUUUUUAUGUCCUCAAGUAAGAAUAGACGUCCAGUAGCAAGAGACCUAGCAAAUAACCUUGAUGAAUUUCGCCAUCACGUGACGACCCAUCGAGUUCAGAGCAGACCUUGCACCUUUAGCACGAAAACUCAUGGUCAGAAAUGAUUUUGAGAUUCAAAGAAUCGUAAAAAAUUAUGUUUCGGGCUACGCAAUUUCACACGUGCUAUCAAUAUAAGUUCUCGUGCCCGUGUCAAUUGACUCGACCCGUCGCCAACAGCCUCUCAUUGUGUACCCACUGCAAGAACCUUCGAUUGGCAACUGGACUUUGGUAUCAGGAUCCAACUUCAUCUUAUGUCACUGAAUGUGGCCAGGCGAGUUCCGUGUCAACACUUUUGUGUUACAAUAGCCAAGCAAUUUCCACGUUUUUUUUCUCGCCUGAAAGUUCUUCGUGUAAAGUAUGCUCAUGACAAUUUGUGGAAAACAACUGGAUCAUAUCCUGAAGAGGUGUAGGUCCAGCAUUUGGCUGCUCAUUGCAGUGUUCAAGGCACACAGAGGCCUCAGAAUACGAGCAUUGAAGAAAGGUUGCGGAUGCAAUUAGCUUUGACCCUCCUUUACGACAAAGAUAUCCAGUUCAUGGUGUGAGUACGUUGCCUAUGCUUACAGUGUACAAGAUGGCUCGAGCGAUUUCAUGGUGCUGAUCUAGAUCCCACGCUCAGUCUUAUCGGUGAUCUCAUGCUUGUCUGCGUUGUCCGUAUCCAUCACCAAUCUUAAAGAUGUUAUUUCAAGUUGGCUUUUUUUAUUCUAAGUUCUCAUCAUUCAUAAGUAACAUCCUUUCUAUGUUACUUGCUAUUGACUGAACGAAGGGACACGGUCCCUUCAAGUUGCGAACAUAGUCUUGAAGAGUUCAACCAUGUGCUCGCAACUUUAAAACUAGAGAAACCACAUUUGUUGAGACAGAAGAUUCAAAGCAUUAAGUUCUUG